This is a messenger RNA of Girardinichthys multiradiatus, 4371 nucleotides long. RefSeq names its product transmembrane protein 169b (gene tmem169b). NCBI's taxonomy places the organism in Eukaryota, Metazoa, Chordata, Actinopteri, Cyprinodontiformes, Goodeidae. Bases 487 to 1392 code for a protein of 301 amino acids. The transcript is spliced from 3 exons. The record is from RefSeq and is a predicted model, not a curated record.
AUCUUAGAAAGCCAUACUGCCGUAAUUCAUUGUGUUUGCGUGCAUAACAAAACCGGGCUGAUUUGACCGUCAUUUUCGAAGUUGAGGCUGGCUUUCUAUGGUCUUCCGUUGUGUCAGCGUUAUCCGCUGGUUUAUUCUCACACGGUCCAGCUUUCAUACCACCGCUCGUCUAUCCUUCUAAAGAUGGUGAGAGAUGUGUCAUUUCCUGGACGUAAACAGUCUGCAGCAGGACACAGAGAAAAGAUAAACAAUUCUGUGCAAAAUUUAGCAGAGGAGGCCUGCUAACUGAGGAUUAAAUAACAAGUAAGCUUUUCCUAACUGUGCUCACUUCCUCUCUGUUUGUGUGUGUUUGUGUGUUUGGAUUACCUUCCAGUAAUCUGCGUUUUAGUUUUUACAAAUGCAGUGUGUGGGGCAUAGAUUUCAACCCACACAUAACACAUCAGAAAAGUAGCCAACCAUUAAGAGUUCACUGGUUUCAAGGAAAGGAUGGCACAGGUAGAGGAAGCCCACACUGAAGGUGAGAGCAGCCCUCAGAUGGUCUCCUUAAGAUCAGAUGUCUCAGCGAGCCAGGGGAACGAUGGAGAAGUGGGGCCAUCUAUGAGGAGGAAGAGGAGGAAGAAGAAAGAGCCCCGUCCCGAGUCCAUCAUUGUGUACCGCUCUGAAACGGAGAGAACACCAGGGGAGCAGAGUGGUGAGGAGGGAGGAGAAAGGAGCACGGAGGAGGGAGCACAGUUCCUGGGAACACCAACAGGAGAAGGAGGGGGCUGGAACCUUCCUCCAGACAGCCGGUAUGUGACACUUACCGGCACCAUCACUCGGGGAAAGAAGAAGGGCCAGGUGGUGGACAUUCACGUCACUUUGACAGAGAGGGAACUCAGGGAUCUGGCCAAGUCAAAGGAGCGUCUCAAUGCAGAGUGCGAGGCAGGGGAAGGGUCCAAACGCAGCUGCUCCUUAGGAGUUUGCCAGGGACCCCACGUGGUGCUGUGGAGCAUCUCCUGUGCUCCUGUGGUUUUCCUCCUUUCCUUCAUCACCUCCUUCUACUACGGCACGCUCACCUGGUACAAUGUCUUCCUAGUGUACAACGAGGAGCGGACGUUCUGGCACAAGAUUACCAUUUGUCCCUUUCUCAUCAUCUUUUAUCCUGUACUCAUCAUGCCAUUGGCGCUGUCUCUGGCUCUGUACUCAGCUGUGGUGCAGGUGUCCUGGGCCUUCAGCGAGUGGUGGCAGGUAGUGCGGGACCUGGAGAAAGGCUUUUGCGGCUGGGCCUGUGGGAAGUUGGGGCUGGAGGACUGCUCACCUUACAGCAUCGUGGAGCUGCUCGACUCCGAUACAAUUUCUGGGACUCUGCAGAGCAAGGCGCCCAGAGAACUUGCCCAGACAUCAUCAGUUUGAAGGAGCAGAUGCUGAUGUCAUGGCAAAUACAGUGCCUUGCUACAGUAUUCAUAGGCCCUUUUCACAUUUUGUCAGGUUAAAACCAUAAACUACAAUCUAUUUUAUUGGUGUUUUUUGUGAUUAACAAACAUAAAGACCACCUUUUGUUGCACUUAAAGCUGCUGACCUUUUGUGGUAUGUCUUAACAAGUUUUACACAUCUAGAGUCUGACGUUUUUUAUCCAUUCUCCUUUACAAAAUAAAUCAAGCGUAGUCAGAUUAGAUCGAGACCAUCCAUGCACAUUAAUUUUGCAUCGCUGCCUACAUAUGGCUUUAUUUGAACCCUGGUUUUGUCAUCACCCCUUUAUAAAAGUCAGAUUUGUAACAGUUGUCCUGUUAACAGAUGUUCCCACCUGAGCUGUGGAUCUCUGCAGUUCUACCAGAGUUAUUAUGGGCCCCUUGGCUGCUUCUCUGAUUAUUGCUCUCCAUGCCUGGUCUAACGGUUUGGGUGGACAGCCAUGUCUUGGUAGGUUUGCAGCUGUACCAUACUCUUUCGAUUUUUGAGUAAUGAACUUCUCUACAACUUUACCACUGACUUGUCUGUUGUGUUCCUUGGCCUUCAUGCUGUUUGUUUACUGUUCUCUAACAAACAGAACAGCUAGACUCUGUUUCUUAUUAUAAAUCCGCUAGAUUACAAUUUUAUUCAUGGGUAUCCGAGUAAAUAGGGAGGAAUAAAAAUGCAUGCCACUCUUUCAGAUUUUUAUAUGCAAACCAUGUAUCAUGUCCCAGUAAAAUACAUUAAUGCAUAUGGUUUUUUUCUUAACAAAAUGUGAAAAAGGUUCAAGGGGUUUGGAUACUUUUGAGAGGUAUUGUAUUUCUGUUGGCGUCUGAUGCUCAUGUGCUUUCAUGUGCUUUUAACUUUUCAUUUCAGUUUCAAGACAAGCACCUAAAAAGGAUUUUUGUAACUAAGAAUUUUUUUCAGAUUUCCUCAUUUCAAUUCCAAAUUCUUAAUUUGAUUUAAAUUUGUUUCUUUAUUAAACUAUUUAGGACAAAACCAUAAGGACAUUUUCCUUAAAAUCAAACGUGAAAAUGUUUAAAAGCUAAUUAACAAAUGAUUCCUGCAAGAUAUAACUCAGUAUGCACUACCUAAGCUGUUAAGGUGUUGAAUUAUUUUUACAAACUGUUAUUAAACUAUGAGCAUAUUCGGGUAUCAAGGGUCAGUUUUUAUGUUUACAGGUUUUCUACAUAUGCCACUUAACAGCUACCAGGGAUUACUACACAGAUCUGAGAGACCUUUUAUGACACAUUGGAACUGGCUCAGAAAGCCAUACUGGAGAUCCAGUAACAUCUUAACCAAGUUUCACUUUAUCUGUAAAUAUCUGUAAUGAACAUUGUUAUUCGCUGUGCAAUGGCAUCAGAGAGCAGCACUUAUUUGUUUGUUAAGCUGUUGUAAUCACUUGGAUGUUGGAGCCAAAGCCUCUUGCUUUGGAAGUUUUGCAUGACCUGUUCAAGUGGGAAGAACACUAUUAACCCAUUAUCAACUAAAACACUAUUUUGAAUUUUGAAGCACUGGUUAUCUAUUAUUUGAUAUUGUUUUUUGUAUUGUCAGUCAGUAUAAAAAAAACAGAAACAGUGUGUUGCUGGUCUACUAAAAUUCAGACUUUCCAUGUCCUUUUUAGUAUCAUAGCUUUCUAUAUUCAACCAACUUGCACAGUUUUGUUGCAGAUUAAUGUUCUAUAAACACUCUUAUGCAUAGAGUGUUUAUAGAACAUUAAUCUGCAACAAAACCGUGCAAGUUCUAUAAACACUCUUAUGCAUAGAGUCAGCUCAAGGUUAACCUGUGUAAUUUUGCAUUAAGACAAAAUUCUGGUUUGCUAAUGUAAUAAUUGGUAUUAAAUGAUGAACUGUGGUCUGUUGAAUAUGAUGUCAUAUUUUGAAUUGUUAGAAAUUGGCGAAUAACGGUGAAUAUUUAAUUCUGCUGAACGUUUAAUACCGAUCAGGAGGAUGUCUGGAGUUACUAAAAAUAUUUUAAACACAGUAAAACAUGGUCCAUGCUAGUGAAUAUCCAAGAACAUGACUGCAUGUAGCAAUAGUGAGGAAAAGCUCCAAGGUCUUUCAAAGAGAUGCACCAAUCAGGAUUUUACCAGCCAGUACCGCUUUUCUUGAGGUCUCUGUUUUCUUUCUAUUGAAUAAAACUCAUACAAACUCAUUUGUGUAAACACUGUUUAAAUUCAACAAUUAAAUGUGACAAGCAUUCAUCCAAAAAGACAAAGUGCUGAUAGAGGGAGUAGUUUUGAAUCCGAAAGAAAAUAAAGGUUACACGAUUAUUCACUCUUAAACAUGCAUUUAUUAGUUUUUUACAAUUCUCAAAGUGCAUUAUGGGAUUGGUUAAUGCAUUAAAAGUUGGAAAAUCAGGGAGAUUUCCGUUCUGAUGCAUUGACUAAAGAAGAAGAAAAAACAGAAUUUUCAGUAUUUGAUCUGUCAAUCACUGAUUAGAGCCAAUCAAGGAAAAUUAGCCGAUGUGGUGCUUCACUACUUUUUAUUUUAUUUUUAUAGUCACGUUUUUAUUCAGUCUAAACUCCUUUAAAUGAACUGUAUGUGAACCUGAAACGUAUUGUGUUGUUUUCAUUAAAAUAGGUGUAGCUGUCUAGUUGAGAAAUCUCGUCAGAUUCCCACAUGUUCUUAUUUUAAAAAUCCUCUCCUUUUCCUGCAUUUAUUUCUGUUAUCCUUUCAGAAGUUGUUCAAACUACUGUAUGUGUUUUGUACUCCAGCACUUUGGUAUAAACUAAUUCAAUGGAUAUUGGUUUAGAUGAAUCAGAUGAUUUAAAUGCUUGGUGUUUGUUUAGGAAUAUUUAACUGUAUGGCCUCCCCUUUCUGAGUAUGAUCUUCAUGUUUACAAGGAAAAACUUUUAUGUGGUUGGGGACUGAAUCAUUACUUUUUGUAAAACCUUACAAUGGAAAACAAAGAAUAAAAAAUGAAAUAAAGAGCUGCAUCACUUCA